GGGAGGAGAACCAUGACUGACUGGACCUUCUGUGUUUGCAGCUUCACUCAGAGACUAAAUGGCUUCCAGAUCAGAGGAGGAUCUCUGCUGUCCGGUCUGUCAGGACGUCUUUAAGGAUCCGGUUCUUCUGUCAUGUAGCCACAGCUUCUGUAAGGAGUGUCUGCAGAACUGGUGGAGAGAGAAAGCAGCACAAGAGUGUCCAGUUUGUAAGAGAAGAUCUUCUAAGGCUGAACCACCUUUAAAUCUGGCUCUGAAAAACCUGUGUGAGACCUUCCUGCAGCAGAGAGACCAGAGAGCUUCAGAGGAUCUCUGCAGUCUGCACUCUGAGAAACUCAAACUCUUCUGUCUGGACCAUCAGCAGCCAGUGUGUGUCGUCUGCAGAGAUUCAGAGAAACACACCAAGCACAGAUUCAGACCCAUCGAUGAAGCUUCUCAGCAACACAAGAAGAACCUUCAGGAAACUCUGGAACCUCUAAAGAAGAACCUGGAGCUCAGGAAGAAAGUUCUAGAGGAGUUUGAUGAGACAGCAGAACACAUGAAGGUCCAGGCCCGACACACAGAGAGGCUGAUUAAGGAGCAGUUUAAGAAGCUUCAUCAGUUUCUUGCAGAGGAAGAGGAGGCAAGGCUGGCUGCACUGAGGGAGGAAGAGGAGCAGAAGAGUGGGAUGAUGAAGGAGAAGAUGGAGGCUCUGAGCAGAGAGAUAGCAGCUCUUUCAGACACAGUCAGAGCCACAGAGGAGGAGCUGAGAGCUGAAGAUGUCUCAUUCCUGCACAACUACAAGGCUGCAGUGGAAAGAGUCCAGCGCUGCCCCCUGCUGGAGGAUCCACAGCUGCCCUCAGGAGCUCUGAUAGACCAGGCCAAACAUCUGGGCAACCUGGCCUUCAACAUCUGGAGGAACAUGGAGAACAUGGUCUCCUACACUCCUCUCAUCCUGGACCCAAACACUGCUGGUUCAGAACUCAUCCUGUCUGAAGAUCUGACCGGUGGGACUAAAGGAGAGGAACAGCAGCUUCCUGGUAAUCCAGAGAGGUUUAGAUGGUAUUCUGUCCUGAGUUCUGAGGGCUUCAACUCAGGGAACCACAGCUGGGAUGUUGAUGUUGGAGACAGUAAAUACUGGACACUUGGUGUGAUAGAAGAGUCUGUCCAGAGGAAGGGAAACAUAGAGUCUGGAUUGUUUGUUCUACAGUUCUAUGAAGUCCAGAAGAAGCUCCGAAGGAUCAGAGUGAAUCUGGACUGGGACAGAGGAAAGCUGUCCUUCUCUGAUCUGGACACUAACUCACACAUACACACCUUCACACACACCUUCACUGACAAGAUGUUUCCAUACUUCAGCAUUGUGGGUAAAAUAAAAAUCCUACCGAUGAAGAUCUCAGUCUGUUGGUCCUGGACGUGGAAGCAGGUGGCAGUGUGGUGGUCAGCGUGGGUGUGGGGGAAGGCUGAGAAGACAAGGCAGAUAUGGGGGACCUUUGAGGUUGACAUCUGCUACAACUGUGGUCAGCCUGGCAUGGUGCCACCAAAUCCUAACGUGACCUCACCUCCACAAGGUCAGUACCCCAGCAAGGGGAUAACUCUCCCUAUGAACAAUAUUGACACACCCCUGAGGACUGAAGAGCACGAGUACUGCAGAUCCCGUGCUGCCAGCAAAAGUGGGAAAUGA
Messenger RNA from Fundulus heteroclitus (mummichog), 1657 nucleotides. RefSeq names its product tripartite motif-containing protein 35-like. Gene Ontology annotation, molecular function: zinc ion binding. Bases 59 to 1657 code for a protein of 532 amino acids. Lineage: Eukaryota; Metazoa; Chordata; Actinopteri; Cyprinodontiformes; Fundulidae. The transcript has 4 exons. The record is from RefSeq and is a predicted model, not a curated record.